AUGUGCUCAAAUACGCGAAUUGCUCUAUCCCGCGUCGCGGCCUCUCCGUCACGGUGGUCUUCUAGUGUCGUCGGCCGCGAGUCUUUCGGCCACAAUACUGCGCAACGCGUCGCGGCCUCUCCGUCACGGUGGUCUUCUAGUGUCGUCGGCCGCGAGUCUUUCGGCCACAUAAGGCUACCGAAAUUAGAAUUACCGAAAUUUUCCGGGAAAUAUGACGAGUGGUGCCCGUUCUUCGACAGCUUUAAUUCUCUCAUACAUGAAAACGCGUCGUUAAGUCCCGUUCAAAGGUUGCAGUAUUUAAGAGCUUCUCUCACCGGCGAUGCAUUCAAAGUAAUUAGCGCGCUGGAAAUUUCCGAUACAAACUACCAAGUAGCAUGGGACCUUUUGAAGGAACGAUACAAUAACAAACGCGCUAUUGUGCAAAGUCAUAUACAAGCUAUUUUAGAUUUGCCAACUAUGGCGAAAGAAAACGUCGCUGAAUUGCGUCAGAUCACGGAUGGUGCUACUCGACAUAUUCACGCCCUUCAGGCGUUAAAACGCCCCACAGUGCAGUGGGACGAUUUACUUGUUUAUAUUUUAAGCAAUAAGCUCGACGCGCUCACAUCACGAGAGUGGCAAUUGUCAUUGGUAGGCCCCGCUCUGCCUACACUCAAACAAUUUACGGAUUUUAUUGCUUAUCGGUGUAUAACUCUUGAGACAAGCAGUAGAUCCAAGAAUGUUAAUACGCGGUCGCAGUCGCAAUCGAGCGCGAAGCAGCAAUCUUGUGUUGCCUCUAUAAAAAUAAAAUGCUCCUUUUGUAAGGGCGAGCAUCUCAUCUAUCAUUGCGAAAGGCUCAUAGCAUUACCCGUUCCGCAAAGGAUUGCGGAAAUCAAAAGGCGCAAAAUUUGUAUUAACUGUUUACGAUCGGUGGAUCAUACAUCAAAUAAAUGCCCUUCUGGCAAUUGCAAAAUUUGCAAGGCCAAGCAUAACACGUUGCUUCACCUUGCUGCUGCCACGUCGGUCAAGUCCGACAUCUCCGAAUCAGUUGAUCGUGGAUCAGUAGACGCGCCGGCUCUAGCCACCUCUUCUGCUCCCGUUGUUAUGAGCGGUCUCGCGACUCCGGAUCGCAGCGACGUCAUGCUCUCGACCGUUCUCGCUUAUGUUUACGACGCAAACGGUUGUCGCAGAGCAUGCCGUGUCUUAUUAGAUUCGGGCUCUCAGAUUAAUUUUAUCUCGCGGCACCUCGCAGACGCUCUCGAUAUUAAAACACGUUCCUCGUACAUUUCAAUUUCGGGAAUAAACAAUGUUACCACGCGAGCUUUCCAAGCGGCUGAAAUACGGCUGCACUCGCGCACGAAUUCAUUCAGCAUUCUAGUCGAUUGCAUUGUUACCGAACAUGUAACCGGCAAACUUCCGGCUUUCACGCUUAAAAGAAAUGCCUUCGAAAUACCGGCUAAUCUCGAAUUAGCCGAUCCGCAGUUCCACGUCUCGUCUGAGAUAGACGUUUUAAUCGGCGCGGAACAUUUUUGGAGCUUGCUCUGUAUCGGUCAAAUCAAGGCAACGCCCUCACAUCCUACCUUACAGAAGACACGCUUCGGGUGGAUAUUGGCGGGUCGAUUGCACACUGCACCGAAAGCAGCUUCACAUGUGCACUCUCUUCAUGCUUCAAUAAGCAACAAGCAGUUGCACGAGCAAUUAUCUCGUUUUUGGGACGUAGAGAAUCUCGGCAGUUUCCAAUCAUUAUACCUCAGAGGAAGCUCAGUGGAGAUCGCCUUAAAACGCCUCGGUGGCAUUGAAAGGCGUCUUAGCCGCGACUCGGAAUUAAAAACGCGAUAUUCGCAAUUCAUAAAUGAAUACAAUGCACUAGGUCAUAUGAAAUUAAUUUCCGACCCCCCCGAGGAUCCAAGGUCCUUCUACUUACCGCAUCAUUGCAUCGUUAAGGCACCCGCCGCCAAUAAAUUUCGCGUUGUCUUCGACGCCUCCGCCAAGGACGCGGCUGGCAUAUCAUUGAACGACACGCUUAUGGUCGGUCCUACCGUACAGCAAGAUCUAUUUACUAUACUGUUGCGAUUUCGUACACAUCGUUUCGCAUUUUCGGCCGAUAUCGUUAAAAUGUAUCGCCAAAUUCUAGUGCAUCCGUCACAAACACGCUAUCAGCGCAUUCUUUGGCGAGAUGAUUUCACUUCUACAGUGGCAACAUACGAGCUUUCCACCGUAACAUACGGUACCUCUUCCGCCUCGUUUUUGGCCACGCGAUGCCUCACAUGGUUAUCCGAGCAUUACGCUAGCGAUUGGCUUAAUGGCUCCAAAUGUGUUGAGCGCGACUUCUAUGUUGACGACAUGCUCACGGGAGCCGACACGAUAGACGAGGCAUUAAUAAUACGCGACGAAGCAAUUAAGGUAUUACGUUGUGGUGGCUUCGAGCUCGGAAAAUGGGCAUCCAGCGCUCCCGAAUUAUUGACGGGAAUCAAGGAUCAAAAUAACGCACCGGUUGCAAUCCCCAAUAACUCGGAAUCGUCCAUCUUGGGCAUUCAUUGGAUGCACUCUAGCGAUGCAUUCAGUUUCUCUUACAACCCCGGGGACAACUCCGCGAUAAUUUCCAAGCGAGCCAUCUUGUCCGAUACUUCCAAACUUUAUGAUCCCCUCGGUCUAGUAGGUCCAGUCGUCGUGCGGGCAAAGCUAAUUUUACAAGAGCUUUGGCAGCUGGGUAUCGACUGGGACGAAUCGGUUCCGCAAGAGCUUCACGCGCGGUGGUCAGAGAUCAAAACACAAAUGAUUGAUAUUAAUCGACUAAGUAUUCCGCGAUGUAUCAAGCAUGUCGCAUCCCCCGAUUCCAUUCAAAUACACGGCUUUUGCGAUGCAAGCCAACGGGCUUAUAGAGCUUGU
This is a messenger RNA of Cyphomyrmex costatus, 2865 nucleotides long. RefSeq lists its product as uncharacterized. Lineage: Eukaryota; Metazoa; Arthropoda; Insecta; Hymenoptera; Formicidae. The annotation marks the transcript as partial. The transcript has 2 exons. The record is from RefSeq and is a predicted model, not a curated record.